Phodopus roborovskii (desert hamster) is the source of this 783-nucleotide messenger RNA. Its product is annotated as synaptonemal complex protein 3-like. Lineage: Eukaryota; Metazoa; Chordata; Mammalia; Rodentia; Cricetidae. The transcript has 8 exons. Bases 1 to 783 code for a protein of 260 amino acids. Gene Ontology annotation, biological process: meiotic cell cycle; spermatid development. Gene Ontology annotation, cellular component: synaptonemal complex. The record is from RefSeq and is a predicted model, not a curated record.
AUGCCACCCAAGGGGAAGAAGGCUACAAGCAAAACUGCGAAACGCCCACGGGAUUCUCCGGAUUCUCAAUGUGAUGAUGACUCGAACUACAGUGUUCCCACAAAGCAAGGAUGCCUAGAAAUUCCAUACUCCACUGAUUUUUGUAUUUUCUAUUUCUUUAAUGUAGUAGAAAACCCCAGGUUUGAUAUCAGUGAUGAGGACAGUGCUUCAUCAGAUGGAGAUGAACAGCAAGCAAGGGAGUCUGUUCAGAAGAUGUUACAGGAACUUCAAGGUGACCUUACAAAGUCCUACCUUGCAAAGAGAAGGCAGUUUCGCAAAGAUAUAAAAACUUCUAUGGGAAUUCUUAACAGAAAAUUUCUGUGUAUUUUUAAAACACAACAAAAGGAAAGACGGAUGCUUCAUUCCAAAUAUUCUGAGAUGUUUGUGCCUUUGUUUGAAAAGUGGGAAAACGAUGUGCUGAAAGUUGAACAAGAAGAAGACAGUUUUGUUAAUGUGUCUCAACAGUAUGCAGAGAUUUUACACAAGAGUGCAAUGGCACAGAAAUCAGCCAUUGAUGAAGCCAAAAAGAUAUCUGAUCAGUUUCUACAGAGUAUCAAAGACAUGGAGGAUAAUCACCAACAUCUUGAUGCUAUGGAGCAAAACACAAUGGAAGAAGAAAUGGGAAACUUGAAGACGAAACUUGCGACAGAAAACGUGUUUACCGGUUCAUCAUUGACUGUCUCGCAGGUCGGGGCAACUGGAGUUACAGCAGUUGUGAGCCACAGUGAGGAAGUUGGUCACUGA